CUCGGCAUCCCUCUUCUCCCCUCCACCGCCGCCUGGGCCCCCAACCCGCGGUGGUUACCCUCGCCGCCUCCUCGCCUCUUGUCGCUCUGCUCCUCCCUUGCUCCCUACUCCUCCAGCUCUCAGGACCCGGAGCUGCCGCUGACAUAUGUCUCUGCGCACGCAUUCACACACGUUGUCUUCAAAUGAAAAGGCCUGGGGAGAAGGGAGCCCUUCUCAUCUCUUCCCUCCGUGAAUGGAGGUUGCAGUGCGAAACCGAGGCGCAGGGAGAGACUACUAGAAGGGGUUUGCACCCCCUCCUUGGGGGAGGCAGCAGGUUGAACCAAGCUACCUGCCUUCUACUUACAAGUUCCCUGCUAGCGCACAUUCUUGUAGUAUGUGUAGGUCACUUGAGCUGAGCACUGGCUAGCUAUGUGACCUUACCCUCUUUUCCAGUAGAAAAUGAGAGGGUUGAACUAGAUGAUUUGGAAGGCCCAAAUAUAAGGUCAUGUGAUUUAGAGAGAAGCAUCAGCAGCUCCCUUUCACACAGAUACCUCCUCUUUUUUUUUUCGACUACCCCAAAACAGUCUGCAUUGCGUUUUCUGUGCUUUCAAUCUCCCCCAGAGUCGUUUAAGAUUCAGAAGGGGGUUUUUUGCUACUUGUUGGCUCUGUGAUGGAGUUUCCCACAGCUCACAUUGUGGGCCUUGUUUGAGGGAUUUCAGACUGCUUUGAAGUGAAAUGUGGCUGAGCUUGGUCUUGCUUUUCCUUUGCUCCAGUUCCUGCUUCUCCAGAGCAGUCCCUGCCUGUACCUAGUAAGAGAUUGCGUCCUUAGGAGGGAUGAGAUUGUGCAUUGGAUCGGCUGCUUCAUCCUUGAGCUAGAGAGAAGUAAAACAUGUGACCUAGGGUUUCACGAGGUUGAGAGAUUAGUGGCACCUUUGGACUUUAUUGCUUUUUUGUUGUGGCUGCUGUGGCUUAUGUUGUAAGCCUGCUCUUGUGCCCCUGUAGUUCUUCUUCCCCAAGGAUUGUAGCCCAGCUGGUUACCCAAGCUGUAUGUCCUUACGGUUUGAGUCCUUUCUCUUUUUGGGGGCCUCUCUCAACCAGUUGGAGCCCUGGUGGCACAGUGGUGAAGAGCUCAGCUGUUAUCCGAAAGGUCAGCAGUUCGAAUCCACCAGCUCCUUCGAAACCCUGUGGGACAGUUCUACUCUGUCCUGUAGGGUCGCUGUGAGUUGGAAUUGACUUGACGGCAGUGGGUUUUUUUGUUUGUUUGUUGUACAACCAAUCAGAUGUCCAUAAACCACACUGUAUUCACUACUUCACUUGGCAUGCUCUUUAAGUUGAUCAUUCCUUAAGAUUUCAGGGUCUUAUAAUCAUGUUAUUCGAUCCUCUUUCUUCUCCUGCUUGCCUCUCUUAUAUCAACCCAUGGACAUGGAUGAUGGUGACAUGGUGCCUACCUUCCCCAUUGUUUUUUGUGGAGUAACAAUGAAGAGGAGAGCUGACCCAGAAUGCACUGCCCCCAUCAAGAAGCAGAAGAAAAGGGUUGCAGAGCUUGCCUUGAGCCUCAGUUCCACAUCUGAUGAUGAACCUCCCUCCUCCAUCAAUCAUGCAGCAAAAGCAUCUACUACAAGCCUAAGUGGUUCUGACAGUGAAACUGAGGGGAAACAACGCAGCUCUGACUCUUUCGACCAUGCAUUCAAAGCAGACUCACUCGUGGAGGGAACUUCCUCUCGUUAUUCCAUGUAUAACAGUGUCUCCCAGAAGCUUAUGGCCAAGAUGGGCUUCAAGGAAGGUGAAGGAUUAGGUAAACACAGCCAGGGUCGCAAGGACAUUGUUGAGGCCUCUAAUCAAAAAGGUCGAAGAGGCUUGGGUCUGACACUGCGGGGCUUUGACCAAGAACUGAACGUGGACUGGCGAGAUGAACCAGAGCCCAGUGCCUGUGAGCAGGUGUCAUGGUUCCCAGAGUGUACCACUGAAAUUCCUGACACUCAAGAAAUGAGCGAUUGGAUGGUUGUGGGAAAGAGAAAGAUGGUUAUCGAAGAUGAGACAGAGUUUUGUGGGGAAGAGCUGCUUCACAGCGUGUUGCAGUGUAAGAGUGUGUUUGAUGUCCUGGAUGGAGAAGAGAUGCGACGAGCCCGGACCCGGGCCAAUCCCUACGAGAUGAUCCGAGGAGUUUUCUUCCUAAACAGGGCAGCGAUGAAGAUGGCUAACAUGGAUUUUGUGUUUGAUCGCAUGUUUACAAAUCCACGGGACUCUUGUGGGAAGCCACUGGUGAAGGACCGGGAAGCUGAACUCCUGUACUUUGCUGACGUCUGUGCAGGCCCGGGUGGCUUCUCAGAGUAUGUGCUAUGGAGGAAGAAGUGGCACGCCAAGGGCUUUGGAAUGACUCUGAAAGGCCCUAACGACUUCAAGCUGGAGGACUUCUACUCAGCCUCCAGUGAGCUCUUCGAACCAUACUAUGGCGAGGGUGGGAUUGAUGGAGAUGGAGACAUCACCCGCCCAGAGAACAUCACUGCUUUUCGGAAUUUUGUCCUGGAUAACACAGAUCGCAAAGGGGUACACUUCCUGAUGGCUGAUGGGGGUUUCUCAGUGGAAGGGCAGGAGAACCUGCAGGAGAUCCUCAGCAAGCAGCUGCUGCUGUGUCAGUUCCUCAUGGCGCUGUCCGUUGUACGGACAGGAGGCCACUUCAUCUGUAAAACCUUUGACCUGUUCACACCAUUCAGCGUGGGGCUCAUCUACCUGCUGUACUGCUGCUUUGAAAGAGUAUGUCUCUUUAAGCCAAUUACCAGCCGUCCAGCCAACUCAGAGAGGUAUGUGGUGUGCAAGGGCCUGAAGGUGGGCAUAGAUGACGUGCGGGAUUACCUCUUCUCAGUGAAUAUUAAACUCAACCAGCUGCGGAACACAGAUUCUGAUGUCAACCUUUUGGUCCCCUUGGAGGUGAUCAAGGGAGACCAUGAAUUUACUGACUACAUGAUACGGUCCAACGAGAGCCACUGCAGUGUGCAGAUCAAAGCUCUGGCCAAAAUCCAUGCGUUCGUUCAAGACACGACCCUGAGUGAGCCUCGGCAGGCAGAGAUCCGGAAAGAGUGCCUCCGACUCUGGGGGAUCCCAGACCAAGCUCGAGUUGCUCCCUCUUCCUCAGACCCAAAAUCUAAGUUCUUUGAGCUAAUCCAGGGCACUGAGAUUGACAUCUUCAGCUACAAGCCCACACUGCUAACCUCCAAAACCCUGGAGAAGAUCCGCCCUGUAUUGGACUACCGCUGCAUGGUAUCUGGCAGUGAGCAGAAGUUCCUCAUUGGCCUGGGGAAGUCCCAGAUCUACACAUGGGAUGGCCGCCAAUCAGACCGCUGGGUCAAGCUGGACCUGAAGACAGAGCUACCUCGGGACACUCUGCUCUCUGUGGAGAUUGUCCAUGAGCUGAAAGGGGAGGGGAAGGCCCAGCGGAAGAUUAGUGCCAUCCACAUCCUCGAUGUCCUCGUGCUGAAUGGCAGUGACGUGAGGGAGCAGCACUUUAACCAGCGAAUUCAGCUUGCUGAGAAAUUUGUGAAAGCUGUUUCCAAGCCCAGUCGGCCUGACAUGAAUCCCAUCAGGGUGAAGGAGGUAUACAGGCUGGAGGAGAUGGAGAAGAUUUUCGUCAGGUUAGAGAUGAAGAUCAUCAAGGGUUCCAGUGGCACACCCAAGCUCAGCUACACAGGACGGGACGACCGGCACUUUGUACCCACCGGCCUCUACAUCGUCAGGACAGUGAAUGAGCCAUGGACGAUGGCAUUCAGCAAAAGCUUCAAAAGGAAGUUCUUCUACAACAAGAUAACCAAGACCUCUACCUAUGUCCUGCCUGCAGACUCCAUUGCCCCGUUUCACAUCUGCUACUACAGCCGGCUCUUCUGGGAGUGGGGGGAUGGCAUACGUGUGCACGACUCCCAGAAGCCCCAGGAUCCGGACAAGCUGUCCAAGGAAGACGUCCUGUCCUUCAUCCAGAUGCAUAGCACCUGAGGGCCUUGGGCGGCCCACCCCUGCUGCCUGCCCUGCCACUCACUAGGCAGGGUGCUCUGUGCCUGGGUCCCCAGUGCUGGCUUUCUUCCUCCUCUCGGAAUGGGAUUGCAGCGCAUGGUCACUGCAGCCUGGCCACGAGGGGUGGCCUCCUUGUCUCCCCUGAAGAGCGCAGUCAGGGGCCUUCAGAGGACACUCACCCAUUUCUUCUGGGACACCUUUUCGGCUCCUCUCUCCAGGGACAAGCCUGGGAACUGUUUCCCCUACCAGAACUCAGCCUGAAGGAAGCUGGCCCUGUGGUGGGUUUGAGGUCAGUGCCCUGGGCACAUGGGGCUGGUGGAGGAAGUGUUGGAGAGUGGCAGGGCUUGGGCUCCGCUGUUCUCUCCUGUAUCCUGUAGACUCACUUUUCUGAGUUCCAUGCAUUGCCCCUGAGGGUGGCCAUGCCCCUGCUUUGCCCACCUUUUUAUUGGGCAAACCUUGAGUGGGGGGAGGCCCACUGUUCAUGAGCUGGCCAGGAGGAGCUGCUUUGUAAAUCAAGGUUUUGUUUCUUUGAACUUCCUCUGUUUUGAUGCCAAGUUGGCAAUUUUCUUGUCUCCUCGCCACAUACCCUGUCCUAGCCUUCCCUGGAGUUCUUCCCAGCCUGGACCUCUGACAGUCCCGGCAGGCCGGGAAGGGAGGAGUGUGGGCCCCACAUCCCUGACCUCACAUCUGACCAGGUAGCACCUUCUCUGGUACUGGACGUGACUGCCUCCCGUAGUUGGAGAGCUUUCCUGAGCCCCAUCCCCUUUCAUCCAAACCUUGGGCAGCUCUAGAAGGGGAGGAAGCAGCUUAAAGACCUGCCAUCUUCUCUCCUCCAGCAGCAGUGGCCCCACCAGUAACAGAAGGCACCUCUGGGGUUUGGGUCAGUGCCCAGCCAUCUGGCAAUCAUGGCGCCACCACUGGCCGUAGCCAGCCUAGGGCCUUGGCAGAGUCCUGAGAGCCGGAGGCAGCUCUUUGCCACCCUUUUCCCUCCUUUGUUUUUCUUCCCCGGUAGGAGAUACAAUCUGCUUUCCUUUGUCUUAUGUGGUCACUCCAUUUCCUCUCUCUUGGCGGAGGCAGAGGGAAGAGGGGAGGCUGGGCAGUAGCGUUGUGGGGUGGGGGAGGGCAUCUGUGUUUGUUUUAAUGGGAAAUACCUCUCAGAGAUGCUCAUGGGCCUCCCUAGGGCCCCAUCCCAGUGCUAGACUGGUUUCCAUGGAGAUAGGGCACUGAGUCUCCCGUGAGGUUGCAAUCGACUCCACCGUGGGGCUUCUCCAGCCAGCAUCCAGCGCCACCCCCUCCACCCCCCAACUGGCAGCAGCACUGCUGAGAUGUUGUAUUUCCACCCAAUUCUGGGUAUAUCGUGUGUCUUGCAAAAUCUUGGGUCAUUAAAGAUAAACAUAUUUUUAAUGU
Messenger RNA from Loxodonta africana (African savanna elephant), 5388 nucleotides. RefSeq names its product cap methyltransferase 1 (gene CMTR1). Gene Ontology annotation, biological process: 7-methylguanosine mRNA capping. The transcript is spliced from 24 exons. Gene Ontology annotation, molecular function: nucleic acid binding; methyltransferase cap1 activity; protein binding. The coding region runs from base 1396 to 3963 and encodes 855 amino acids. The record is from RefSeq and is a predicted model, not a curated record. Gene Ontology annotation, cellular component: cytoplasm; nucleus. Lineage: Eukaryota; Metazoa; Chordata; Mammalia; Proboscidea; Elephantidae.